Lytechinus variegatus (green sea urchin) is the source of this 4539-nucleotide messenger RNA. RefSeq lists its product as uncharacterized. The coding region runs from base 16 to 4236 and encodes 1406 amino acids. The record is from RefSeq and is a predicted model, not a curated record. Gene Ontology annotation, molecular function: protein binding. The transcript is spliced from 7 exons. Gene Ontology annotation, biological process: signal transduction. NCBI's taxonomy places the organism in Eukaryota, Metazoa, Echinodermata, Echinoidea, Temnopleuroida, Toxopneustidae.
UUGACUGCUUGCCGUAUGGAUGCACAGAGGGCUUCUGUCAGACUGCUAAGAAGAUGGCGAAGCACACAACCUCCAGAUGAAGAUACCAGAAAAGACCUUUAUGAGAGACUCAUACAUGUCAUAAAAGUAGAUCCUUCAGAUAAAAUCUUUCGACAGCAUGUCUCAGAUGUAAUUCAAGGAACUGAUCAAGAUCUGUACGUCUGUCUUGGUGAGGGUAUAGACAAUGUGACAGGGAACAUCAACAGUGGUGUGAAGAAACCAUUCAACGGUGACGACGAAGCUAGCAUUGAUUGGAUCAGCCAACUGAACAGCGAACACUCAGCUCUAACAGCGGUCUCUGCUUCUAAUAACGAACACAAUAGAGAGAGAUAUAAAAGAGUAUCAAGCAUGAAUUCAAACCAAGAUAUAAAGCAAGGCAUGCAGGAAGGUUCUGUAGAAGAGGCACCUUCACCAUCCUUAAGUGCUCACCAAGAAGGUGAUGACAUUACUCCGGGUUCAGGAGCCUUUGUUAAUAACCAUGCAGAGGGAAAAGAAAAUGGUCUGAAUCCUUUAUCUAAGAUCAUGCCGAUGAAAGAAUCAAUCAAGUCAUCUAAAACAGUAAGCUCGGCAUCUGAAAAGGGACCUAGCAACAAGAGACCGAGUAGAGAACAAAUAUAUAUUGAAGUUUCUCCUUGCAUGCCUUGCUCAGAGUCCAGCGAACUCUUUUCCGAAGAUUCUAAUAGAAAACUAAAACAAGAUAUGGAAGGAGGUGCUGCACCGCUAUCCCCAUGUCAAGAAAUUGUAAGUGUUACUGUGGAUUCAGGUUCCUUUGUGAUGAACCCUAUCGAUGAAAGGGAAAAUGAAGUGAUUUCGUCAAUGAAAGAUUUUGAAAUGAGAGAAUCAGUCACGAUAUCUGAAGCAAUAAGUUCGGAAUCUAAUAAGGGACCAGGCAAAAAGAGACCGAGUAGAGAACAAAUAUAUAUUGAAGUUUCUCCUUGCAUGCCUUGCUCAGAGUCCAGCGAACUCUUUUCCGAAGAUUCUGAUAGAAAACUAAAACAAGAUAUGGAAGGUGGUGCUGCAUCGCUAUCCCCAUCGCCAUGUCGAGAAAGUGUAAGUGUUACUGUGGAUUCAGGAUCCUUUGUGAUGAACACUGCCGGUGGAAGGGAAAAUGAAUUGAUUCCGUCAAUGAAACAUUUUGAAAUGAGAGAUUCAGUCACGUCAUCUGAAGCAAUAAGUUCGGAAUCUAAUACGGGACCAGGCAAAAAGAGACCUAGUAGAGAAUCACUAUUCUCGAACCCAUGUCAAGAUGUUAGGAAUCUAUGGUCGGAUUCAGAAACCUCUGUGAAGAAUAGUACUAGUGGAAAUGAGUUGGAGUCAAACCCCUUGACGGCGGAACAAAAGGUGAAAAAAUCAUUUUCUGAAAAUGGUAUUGACUUUGUUCUUGAUACAUACAAACCACUAUCUGAUGACGAGGUCUUUAACGUUGCUGAGGAUAUCGAAUCAGACGCCCAGAUCGAAGCUCUUGGUGCUGCUCUAAUGUUUUCGAGAGCCGACAUCAACCGAUACCUGGCUACAAACCAGGUACUAGGACGAAAAACGAGCCAAGGAAGCCGUACAAUGCUGUUCGAUUGGCGUCAGACGAUGAGACUUCGGGAUCAACGCCCUUCUUUCAAAGGAGCUCUGGUUCGAGCAGGACUGGUCAUGAUUGCAGAUCAGUACUUUCCAGACGUUCAAGGAAUGACAGAAAAUUCAAGCAAAGAAAACUUUGAUGAACACGGGAGUACUUUGAGAAAUCUGGCGAGAGCCAUCGAAAACGAUGCACAACUGCAUGCCCUUGGUCGAGAGCUUGGUUUUAGGAAGGUUGAACUGGAUAGGUUUUCUGCGUCGAACAUGACAGAAGGGACAGUUACGUGUAAAGGAAAUACUGACAUGCUUUAUGAAUGGCGCCAAAGAGUGAUCCCUUCGGAGAUACCCACUAGACUUAAGAAAGCGUUACGCCAAUCCGGUCUAGUGUUCCUAGCUGAGAAGUAUUUUCCAGACAUUUUGCAACCCGAAGAGCCUUCUUUGGACACCCUGAGCGCAAAAACUACGGCAAUAGCCUACCUAAGGAAACAUAUGGUUGACUAUUACACGAUGGUAACAUGUCAGAUUCAGAGAAAACCUUGGGACCCGGAAGAUUUUGCUGAUUUGAAGAACCUCUUUACCAAUAUUAUCGUCUACUUCGUAAACAAGAUGACGGGUGGGGCAAUGAAAGAGUUUCUUCCUGGGUGUAUCAAUGAUGUGUUCCGGGUGAAGGUCAACGGACGUCUUCCAAACAGGAUCCUCUUGAUUGCAGCAGCCGGAAUGGGCAAGACCUGUGCUGUGGCAAAGAUGGCAUAUGACUGGGCGUAUCAGGAAGAGAACUCUCCACUUAACGAUAUUCCUCUCUUCUUUGCUCUAAAGCUUAGGGCGGCUGACGAAGACAUGUCACUUGGUGAAGCUAUCCUCUCCGAAACACUUGGAAACAUCCACGGAGUGACCCCAGAAUCACUAGAAGAUUUCAUUGGAAGACAUGAAGAGGACUGUGCAAUGGCAUUGGAUGGAUAUGAUGAGUACAAGGGAAAGUUGUCUUUGAGGAACCCAAAGAGCAGUAUCACACAGGCGAUUGGAAACAGAAUUUACAGGUCCUGUCGCAUUAUUGUCACCAGUCGGCCAUAUCUUGAAAAUGAGUUUGCGAUUCCAGGACUGGCCAGAAUCUACACGAAGAUGGAGAUCAAUGGAUUCACACAAUCCCAGGUGCAGUCCUUCAUCAAGAAAUAUUUCAUGUUGAAGUCAAAACCGGAAGAGUUUCGCAGAUUAACAGGAUUCCUGCUGGAGAACGCAUUUAGUCAAACCAUCAUGAACACUCCACUCUUCUGUAUGAUGAUUUGUCAUCUCUGGGAAGAAGGUCUUCUUACUCAGAUUUCUUCUUUGACAGGAUUGUUUGAUACCAUCAUUCAGUUUCUACUAACACAUUCAAAAGCCAAGGAUGAUACGUUUGAAUGUGACAUUCAAGGUCUCCUUCAGGGUCUCGGAAAGUUAGCAAUGUCUGGACUCUUGAAGGAAGCACAGAAAGUGGUCUUCGAAGGUGCUGAUCUUGAAGGGAUAGAAGAGAGCGAGGGCAUUGGUAUCACACUCGGUCUGUUGUCAAAGCAGACAAAUCCAGCCAGGAAUAUUACGAACGGGAAAACCUCUAGGACAUACGUCGAGUUCUUCCACAAAAUGGCACAAGAGUAUUGUGGAAGCAAAUUCUUGGCUAGUUCUGAAGAUGACCUCGACUCCUUCCUGAAAGCUGUAUGUAAAAGUAGAACACCCCUCAUGUAUGCCAAUAUCCUUCGCUUCCUCGCAGGCUCAGGUGACGAUAUUCUGAUAUCCUCCAUUCAGCACAUUUUACAAAUUGAAGAGAGAGUAAUGAGCAAAGAAAUCAAGCACAGGCUCCUCCUGGAUUGUAUUUGUGAAGCCAGAGGGGAUAUUUCGAAUUCAACGUCUAACUUUCCAACUCUCUUUGACAAUGGCAAAAUAUGUCUGCAGUCAUUAUCUCCUAGUGCAGUAAUAGGCCUGACAAGACUACCGCCAACUGUUAGAAAACAGAUCACGUCAGCAGAUCUCAUGUAUUGCAAUCUGCCGUCCAAUCUUACACGAAUCAUUUUACAUGGUCUACAAUCUUGUAACAAUCUGGAAGAGAUGAAGGUGUGGGAGUGCAGUCUAAAAAAUCCUCCAAUACUCCAGCUUCCUGCAGUCAGGCGUAUCAUUAUUGGACACCUCGACAAUUCUCAGGAAUAUUCCUCACUCAUCGCAGCAGUUCCAAACGUGCAAACUCUCAGCUUGGAGAGUUGUCCAAACUUUGACACCCUUCAACAGGUCCUUCAAUCAUUCGUGAAAGGACUCAAAAAGUGCAAUCGUCAGCUUCGCAGUCUUCUGGUGUCUGGAUGUCGAGGGGAACUGUCUUCGUUAUGUGCCAAAGAGCUUAUCGAUUGUCUAAUGUUAGAAGCGCCACUUUUGGAAAAGCUGGUGCUGUUCAACGUCAAUUUUGAUUGGAAGGAUCUGCGGAUAUCUAUUACGAGAAUGAGACGAAUGACAAGUCUGAGGGAGAUUGGAAUUGAGUACUGUAGAACCACAGAAGACGGAUACUUUGAAAAGAGUCUUCGAGACAUCGCUUCAGCUGAUGGCGAGAUUAAGGUGACAUUACGUCAUGCUUACCAAAGAAGCAAGAUCUACAGAAUUCAUCCUCUUCCGUAGCUAUCACAAAGACAUCGUAUAGACCUGUACCUUAGAGAAGUGCGGUCAAAUAAGGAGGCUGAAGAUUUCGUCCUAUUCAUCAUGUGUAUUCUCGGAUACGAUUCGGAGCAAUUCGUAUUGCUCUGCAUUUGGGUAGAGUUAGUAAAAAGAAAUUAAAUGUUUAUGAAUUUUCAUCCAUUACCGUGAUUGCUUUCUUAUCACUUUUCAUUUGUUAGAACUUUUUCAAUCUUUAAUAUGAUAUAUUGGCAAUGGACUUUAACAACUAACAGCUAUAUAGCUAACCCUAUUUUACGCCCAAUCAAA